AUGCAGAGCCCAUGUCUAUGCGUGCAGGACUGGCGUCAAAGCAUACCUGGCGAUUCUGUGGUGGCGCUCAUCGAGUCCCGCGCCCGUGAGAUCGGCUUUGCUGCCAUCCAUCGGCGGUCAAUGGAGUUCCAGAUCACCCAAUUUUCCGACACGGCCUCCUACAACCGGGCACUCUCGCAGUGCUUGGCGCUGGAGCCGGCCUGCGUCUUGGUCAGCCGGAGCGCGCGGGGCACGGAGCUUUUGAGGCUCUUGGAGCAGGCUUUUGGAGGGAGCUCCUGUCGGCUGACCUUCCUGGAGCGCCGGCACUUCGACGAGACCGAGGGCCAGGCCUUGCUGGAGGAGGCCAGCGUCGCUGGCCUGCAGCACGCCGACUUCGCGGAGAAGUUUGUGGCAGCAGCCGCUUUCACGGCACUCUGGCACUUCGUGGAAGCCUCUGCAGAUGUGCGACUGCAAGGCUCCGCCGUGAAGGUCACCUUCCGCGCAGCCAGCCAGACGAUGGCCAUCGAUGCGUCCUCCGCGCGCCUGCUGGAGCUGGUGCGUGGCCUCCGGGACCCUUCCAAAAGCUUGCUUGGGCUUUUCAGCUGCCGCACCGCCGGCGGCUCGCAGCUGCUCCGGCAGUCCUUGCUCCAACCCUCCGUGCAGCUCAAGGAGAUCCAGGCCAGGCAGGCAGCGGUGGAGGUGUUUCUGCGCCAGGAGCCGCUUUUCUUUCAGACGCAGCAGCUCUUGCCAGCGCUCGGAGACAUGGAGGUGCUUUUGGCACGGCUCACGGGAGAGCCAAGCCGUCAGGGCAGCCAUGGCUCCGAGUGGUGCAAGGUGACCGUGCGCACGGCGCUCCGCUUGCGCAACGUCCUGGCCGCCCUUCCCCUGCUCGCGGAUGUGCUCAAGUCAGCGCCGGAGGAAGGCCUCUUGGCAGAGGCGCGACAACUGCUUUCCCAUCGCCGGUUCACAGAGCUCCGGAAGGAGCUGGAGCGUGUGCUGGAUUCGAACGACGGCUCCACGGGCGCCGUGGGCCUUGGCCGCUCCAGAGGCUCCUUGGCGCACUGCGCCCUGAUGUGCGCCGUGAAAGCGAACGCCAGUGCCCUGCUGGAUGUGGCAAGGCAGACCUGGAGCGAGUCCAUGCAGGCGAUCCAGCAAGCGCACCGCGCCUUGGCCGUGCAGUACCCGGAGCUCCAGCUGCGCCUCGAGUUCGCCGAGAAGCGAGGUUGGUUUCUUUCCCAUGCGGCGCACGGCGUGACUCCGAGCGAGUUCUUUCACACCAGCCUCAAGGGGACAAGCGGAUCACGCUUGGCCUCCACGACCAAAGAGCUCAACUCUGAGAAUUUCAAGCUGCGUCAGGCGGAAGCCGAGAUCCUGAAGCGCACGGUGGAGGUCCUGGCUGGCCUGAUCCAGGAGCUCCGAAGCGAGGCCCCGCUGCUGCACCGGGCCUCCCAGGCCGUCUCCGUCCUGGACCUCCUCGCCGCCUUCGCCGGCUACGCUCUUUCCUCCAGCUGCGUUCGGCCGGAGAUCUCGGAUUCGCUGGAGGCUCCGAUGGCCAUCAAGGAGGGCCGCCACCCUCUGCUGGACCGCAGCAGGGCAUCUGAGCAUGGCGGGCAUCUGCACAGACGAGCCUCGAAGGACCGCUUGGGGGACUUUGAGCCUGUGGACUUCUUCCUGGAUGGAACCUGCCACUUCCAGACCAUCACAGGCCAGGCGCAAUUGGUCAUCUUAGCGCACGCCGGGUCCUUCGUCCCUGCGGGCUACGCAAGCUUCCGGCUGGUAACCUCGCUGUUCACGCGGAUGGGCACCAGCGACUCCAUCGAAGCCAACGCCUCCUCUUUCUUGGUGGAGAUGAAGGAGGCGUCGCACAUUUUGAAGAACAUCACUUCCCAGAGCUUGGUGCUCGUGGACGAGCUCGGCAGAGGAACCGCUCACGCCGAUGGCCUUGCGAUUUGCAAGGCCGUGUGCGAGAGGCUGAUGGACCUGAAGGUCUACACCUUCUUUGCAACGCAUUUCUUCGAGAUCUGCUGGAUGUCCGCGAAGUUGCAGGGCUUCCGCAGCAUGCAUCUUCAGCGGCUCUUGGAGGGAGAGAAGACGGCUCGCUUCUGCGUCCAACAUGUGACGUCCAUGAAGGCUUUGUGGGAGAAGGCGGAGGAGAGCUAUGGCCUGCGAGCCGCAGAGGAGCUGCUGCCCGCGGCGCUGCUCCGGCGUGGACGAGAGAUGCAAGCUCAAUCCAGCUCGAGGCUGCAAGGCCAGGGGGAGCCGGGCUGGGCCUGGGUGCAGCGCGCCGGCUCCAGCUGCGGCGCUCUGGCACGGCAGCUCCUGGCUCUGGCACGAGGCUCCUUAGCGCCGGGGGCCCCACAUCAGCAAAAAGAGAGGAUGUGA
Symbiodinium necroappetens is the source of this 2361-nucleotide messenger RNA. Lineage: Eukaryota; Dinophyceae; Suessiales; Symbiodiniaceae. The record is from the annotation of a GenBank genome assembly.